Dichotomopilus funicola is the source of this 1071-nucleotide messenger RNA. Its product is annotated as WD40-repeat-containing domain protein. Gene Ontology annotation, molecular function: ubiquitin binding. Gene Ontology annotation, biological process: mitotic spindle assembly checkpoint signaling. NCBI's taxonomy places the organism in Eukaryota, Fungi, Ascomycota, Sordariomycetes, Sordariales, Chaetomiaceae. Bases 1 to 1071 code for a protein of 356 amino acids. The record is from RefSeq and is a predicted model, not a curated record. Gene Ontology annotation, cellular component: nucleoplasm; kinetochore; bub1-bub3 complex. The transcript has 4 exons.
AUGGCACCCGCAACCCAAUUCGAAGUGGCGCAACCGCCCAAAGACGCCAUUUCCGCCCUCGAUUUCGCUCCCGGCGCAUCUCGACGGCUACUAGUUUCGUCAUGGGACAAGAGUGUGUAUCUCUACGAAGUCGCCAACGGUGCGGAGGAAGCGAGUCUAGUUGGGUCGUUUGAACACCGCGCGCCCGUCCUAGAUGUGUGCUUUGGUGCCGAUGAGAACGAGGCUUUCACUGCGGGUGUGGAUCAUCAAGUCAAAAGACUCGAUCUCAAGACAGGGGAACAGACUACUUUGAGUACACACGGCGCGCCAGCCCGCUCCGUCGCCUACAGCGCCCAGUAUUCCCUCCUCAUUUCUGCCUCAUGGGACAGCACCCUCCACGUCCAUUCCACAACCGCCUCAGCUCUUCAACAACCCCAACAACCCCUAACCAUCCCCCUUCCCGGCAAACCCCACGCCCUCGCCGCCAGCCCGACCAAGCUCGUCGUUGCCAUGACCGCCCGCCUCGUCCACAUCUACGACCUCCCCACCCUCGCCGCCGCUCUCUCCUCCUCCCAACCCACCCCGCCCCAGCCCUGGCAACAGCGCGAAUCCUCCCUCAAAUUUCUCACCCGCGCUGUCGCCUGCAUGCCCAACGACGCCGGCUACUCCACCUCCAGCAUCGAGGGCCGCGUCGCCGUCGAAUGGUUCGAAGACAGCGCCGAGUCGCAGGCGCGCAAGUACGCCUUCAAGUGUCACCGGCAAGCUGCGCCCGAGGAAGACGGCGGCGGUGAUGUCGUGUUCCCCGUCCACGCGCUUGCGUUCCAUCCGGUCUACGGCACAUUUGCGUCGGGUGGCGGAGACGGGACUGUCGCGUUGUGGGAUGCCGAGGCGAAGCGGCGCAUGCGGCAGUACCAAAAGUUCCCCGACAGCGUGGCGGCCCUGGCGUUUUCGGGUGAUGGGCGCUUCCUGGCCAUUGGUGUAUCUCCCGGUUUCGAGACGGGCUCAGAGCAAGAUUAUACCGGAGAGGGGCGUGCCAAGGUGUUUAUCCGGGAGCUGGGCGAGACAGAGGCAAAGGGGAAAGGCCCCAAGUAA